Molecule: messenger RNA, 792 nt
Organism: Annulohypoxylon truncatum
Lineage: Eukaryota; Fungi; Ascomycota; Sordariomycetes; Xylariales; Hypoxylaceae
Exons: 1
Coding region: 1-792 (263 amino acids)
Cellular component (GO): endoplasmic reticulum
Molecular function (GO): protein-folding chaperone binding; misfolded protein binding
Source: RefSeq, a predicted model, not a curated record
AUGCCUCCUCAAAGAACCCCAUCUUACGAUCCUUACAGUAUCCUUGGGGUUAGCCCUAAUGCUACUGCCCGACAGAUCAAGAGCAGCUACCACAAACUUUCAUUGAAGUUUCACCCGGACAAAGCUGGCUCAUGGAGCCACGAUAAGUUCGUACAGAUUCAAGAAGCUUACGAGCUCUUGUUCAGCAAGGCUCAGAAGCUCGAGAAGCACUUGAAGGAGCAGGAGAGACGUCCUAAAGAGCCAAGUCUGCCAAAACAGAAAACAACUUCAGACAAGGGGAAGGGAAAGCAAACUGAGAGCCGCCCUAUACCUAAGCCUGCGCCGCGUCAGAAAAAGAAUGAAUCUGAGAAUAUUCCCCCUCCUAGGGACGAAGCACUAGUCAGAAUACGUGACCGAGCAACCAGGCGCCUCGACGCUGUCUCCAACCACUUAAGAGAGGCCGACGAGCAUCUUGAAUCCUUACGUCACGAGGUCGAGGCACAAACAGAUGACUCCAAGAUAGGGAUCUUGAACGCCAUACAACACGUCUCUAAAUUCAUUGACGAGAAGAAAUCGGAGGUGGCAGCAGCAUCGGAGCAGAUCAAGGGGGUUCCCGAUUCCGAAUGGAGAAAGAAGCCGGAGGUUCAGGAAGCCGUGGACGCCUUACCUCACCUAAGUCACAAAGUGAAUCUUCUUGCGGCCGGUGUUAAUACCAUUGAGCACGUGGUGGAGGAAUUCAAAAGUGUUGAAGACGAGAAGGAAAGGAAGCGGCUGUACCUAAUGCUAGCCAAGGUAAUCUCGACGUUGAAGUGA